Molecule: messenger RNA, 1251 nt
Organism: Taeniopygia guttata (zebra finch)
Lineage: Eukaryota; Metazoa; Chordata; Aves; Passeriformes; Estrildidae
Gene: CLPS
Product: colipase
Biological process (GO): digestion; lipid catabolic process; positive regulation of catalytic activity
Cellular component (GO): extracellular region
Molecular function (GO): enzyme activator activity; lipase binding
Source: RefSeq, a predicted model, not a curated record
AUCCAUCACUCCUGUGGCUGUCCAAGGCCAGGGCUGUGUGACCAUCAAUCAUGGCCAAGAACAGCCAAACCACUGCAGGCACGAAAAUCUGUGCCGUUCCCAGGGUUGUUUUCCCUUCAUCAGCCCCACCCCCCCAAGGACUGAAACACAGAGCAAAUAUUUGGCAGGGCAGGCUGAAGUGCUGGCCCUUGGGCUGGGGGCCUUGGUGGGCUCUGGGUCCUUGCAGGGGGCUGUGCUAUCUUGUACAAUAUGAACUUUCUCCAGCAGGUUUCAUGAUUCCAUGUGAGAGCUGGAGGAUCUGGUGGCUUUGCCAUGGAGCAGAGCUCCUGCCAUGGCCACCAGCCCUCCCUGUGCCCCUGAACCACCAGCAGCACCCAGCACGGAGGGCAUUCCACAGAGCUCCAGCUCCACAGCCCACUGUGGGAAGCAGAGGAGGAACACGAAGCACAGAAGUGCCAUUAUUUUGUGUUCCCUCUGGCCAAAGGAGCUGCUAAGGGCAGGUUGGCAUGGCCAGUGGGGACAGUCACAUGGGAACAGGAGCUGGUGGCCCUGGGAACAGGAGCUGGUGGCCCUGGGAACAGGACCUGGUGGCCCUGGCUGCCCUGGCAUCGCUGGGUCCCUGCCCUGGGCAGCGCAGCAGUGCCCCAGUGCCACGGGCUGAGGUGUGAUAGGAGCAGCCACGUCAGCUGAGGGACACAGGAGCUAUAAAAACCUGCUGGCCCCGUGUCCCAGCCACACCGAGCCCACCAUGGCCAACGUGCUGCCUGCCUGCCUGCUGCUGGCCCUGCUGGUGCUGACCCCAGCCCUGCUGGCACACCCAGAGCAACAGCAAGAGCAAGAGCAAGGGCAAGAGCUCACCUUCAGGCUGGACAUUGGGGAGCUGUGCAUGCAGAGUGUGCAGUGCAAGAGCGGCUGCUGCCACCGGGACAGGGGCCUCAGCCUGGCCCGAUGUGCUCCCAGGGCAACUGAGUCCCAGGAGUGCUCUCCAAAGAACCUCCAUGGGGUCUACUACAAGUGUCCCUGCGAGACGGGCUUGUCCUGUGAUGCCAACAGAACCAUCGUGGGCACCAUCACCAACAGGAACUUCGGCGUCUGCAGGGACCCCCAGGACCUCUAGAGCCAGUGGUGAAGAGAGAGCCCCCCCUGUGCCCCUCUGUGCUGCCCCUGCCCCCCUGCCUUUCCCCCUCUCCAGGCAUUCCUGAGUCUGGCUGAGGGAGAAUUUGAAUUAGACCAGCUUCUGCCAAGCUUCAA